GAUAUGCCCCAAACUAUCAGGUUAAGAAGACCCAGGAAAACACGUAUGUCCUCGUAGUUAUGGAGGACUGACGGGAAAAAAAAAUGACUUUAGCUUUCAUUGGCUGCGUCAACGGCUCGUCAACCUAUUCUUUGCUUAUUUACAAUCUUAGCCACCCAGUGUUUAGUACUUAGUUUCUUUAUUCUUCCUUGCAAUUCUCCAUCUGUCUCUCUAUAGUUGUAGAAUUCAUAUUUAGUUUCUCAUUUAACUCCAUAAGCAGAACUCCAUGGACACAAAACUUAUUUCAGGAGUCCAAUAUUCAAGUUUACCUGAAAAUUAUAUUAGACCUGAAUCCGAUAGACCCAACCUCUCUAAAGUGAUUAUUUGCAAGGACAUACCCAUCAUCGACUUAUGUUGCACUAACCGCACCCAACUUAUUCACCGUAUUGGCGAAGCCUGCCGAGUUUUUGGGUUCUUUCAGGUAAUAAAUCAUGGGAUAUCAGGAGAAUCAACAAAGAACAUGAUAGAGAUUGCACGGGAGUUCUUCAAACUACCUAUGGAUGAAAAGUUGAAAUAUUAUUCAGAUGAUCCAACAAAAACAAUGAGAUUGUCGACUAGCUUCAACGUGAAGAAAGAAACGGUUCAUAAUUGGAGAGAUUAUCUUAGGCUUCAUUGUCACCCUCUUGAUAAAUUUGUCCAAGACUGGCCUUCAUCCCCUCCACAAUUCAAAGAUGUUGUGAGCACAUACUGCAAAGAAGUUAGAGCACUUGGUUUUAGACUAGAGGAAGCAAUAUCAGAAAGCUUAGAGUUACAAGGAGAUUACAUAGAGAAGAUGUUGGGAGAUCAAGAGCAACAUAUGGCCAUAAACUACUAUCCACCUUGUCCUCAACCUGACCUUACUUAUGGUCUUCCAGCUCAUACUGACCCAAAUGCGCUCACCAUCCUUCUUCAAGAUGGAGAAGUCUCGGGCUUACAAGUCUUCAAAGAUGAUAAGUGGAUGGCAGUAAAUCCGCACCCGGGCGCCUUCGUUAUCAAUAUUGGUGACCAACUACAGGCACUUAGCAAUGGAAGAUAUAAAAGUGUUUGGCAUCGGGCAGUUGUGAACUCUGGCAAGGAGCGAAUAUCUGUGGCAUCAUUUUUGUGUCCAGCUAACUGUGCAACAAUUAUUCCUGCAACCCAAAGUGGAUCUUCCGCCAUAUACAGGAAUUUCACUUAUCAAGAAUAUUACAAAAAGUUUUGGAGCAGGAAUCUUGAUCAAGAACAUUGUUUAGAACUCUUCAAAAAUUGAAUUAUUAUGGAAACUAAUAAGAUGACUUUUCUAUGAAACAUCUUUGAUAUAGACACACCUUAUUUUCCAUGAUGAUGAUUCGUGCUCCAAAACUUUUUGUAAUAUUCUUGAUAAAUGAAAUUCAUGUAUAUGGUGGAAAAUCCACUUUGAGUCAUGACUUUAGAGAGGUUGGGUCUCCAUCUUGAAGAGAAAAGUUGAAGCACCAACAGGAAGGGAGGCUCUCAAACGAAAUAUGCAAGUUAAUUUUUCUUGGUGAAGAUGUAAUCUUUAUCUGAUUAGGUGCAUAAUGUGUGGACGAAAUAUGCAAGUUAAUUUCUCUUGGUGAAGAUGUUAUCUGAUUAGGUACUUGUUGUGUGGACGAAGUGUGCAAGUUAUUUUCUCUUGAGAAUCGAUAUAGAAAGAAAACAAAUUGAUGGUUGGUGGUGUA
Molecule: messenger RNA, 1694 nt
Organism: Papaver somniferum (opium poppy)
Lineage: Eukaryota; Viridiplantae; Streptophyta; Magnoliopsida; Ranunculales; Papaveraceae
Product: flavanone 3-dioxygenase 2-like
Exons: 4
Coding region: 266-1267 (333 amino acids)
Source: RefSeq, a predicted model, not a curated record